Zeugodacus cucurbitae (melon fly) is the source of this 3554-nucleotide messenger RNA. It is a transcript of the gene dsx, whose product is annotated as protein doublesex. Bases 1988 to 2956 code for a protein of 322 amino acids. Gene Ontology annotation, molecular function: RNA polymerase II cis-regulatory region sequence-specific DNA binding; DNA-binding transcription factor activity, RNA polymerase II-specific. Lineage: Eukaryota; Metazoa; Arthropoda; Insecta; Diptera; Tephritidae. The record is from RefSeq and is a predicted model, not a curated record. Gene Ontology annotation, biological process: sex differentiation; regulation of transcription by RNA polymerase II. The transcript has 4 exons. Gene Ontology annotation, cellular component: nucleus.
CCACAACCCAACCCAACCCAACCCCUACACCCUUUAUCGCAGUCUAUGCACAUUCGCACAUCGUUACCACUAUGGCUAGAGCACUCGGGAACAACUCAAUUCUCAGUGGCUAGCAUCGCAACGCCUUGAGUCGACAACUUGGUCACUGCACACCACAUUCGCAGUUUUGUGCUGUUCCGCUGCGGCCGGUCACCAUUCGCAUCCGCAUUCGCCUCACACGUUGAUCUAAUUCUUCACUCAGCAAGUUCAAGUUGAAUUCAUAGUCGAAAAACGAAUUCGUAAUUGAUGUUGAUGUCGUUGUCGAUGUCGCUGUCGAUGUUCAUUUCGCCGCUUGGGCUGCGCGUUGCCUAACGGAGUUCGUGUUGCAUUUUGCAAAAAUAUAUACAAAAGUGCCGCCUUUGUUACUUCUGCGCUUUAAGCUACUACAACUCGGCGUAGUGCGGUGGCCAUUAUACAUGUGUACAUUUGUGCCAAACAUUCGUGAUUGUGAUUUUGCAUGCGCUGUCGUUCAAAUAUGGUGCACCGAGUGAUCGUCAACUAACUGUAACAUUCUGCGCUGACAUUAUCUAGUAAUCAAAAGGUGUUUGGGCGCGCGAUGAUACUUUGGCUUUUGCCGUCGGGGAAUUAAUUCAAAUAAUAUUUCAGUUGCAGUCACGAUCAUUUGUUAUCUAAAAAGGCGACCGACCACAAAUACAUUUGUAUAACGAAAUAAAGUGAAUGAGACCGAUCGAUGAAAUUUCAAAGUUUUUCAGAAUAAAGUUUAAGGAACUUGUGUAGUGAGAGUGUGCGGUCAACGUGAACAUACAAACUUACAUACAAACUUUAAACGAUAAAAAACAGUAAUCGAACACAUAAAUUGAAUGCAAUAGCGGCGUUUAAUUAAUUACCGUAAAUUAUCACGGUAUUUAACAUAGACAAUUAAAUAAUAAUUAUUAACCAUGUGCAAUAUAAAAAUUGUUUACAAAACCUUAAAAUAACGAGAGUGUGCGAUUCCUUAAUCACAUCCAACCACAAGUUCGUACAAUGAGUCAAAAAAUGGGUAAAACCAAAAUCAUAAAGAAAUAAUAUAUUGACAAUAAAACACGCACCUUUAGGUGAACUCAAAUAUUUAAAUAACCAACGUGUUUGAAAGUGGAUAAUGGAAAGUAGAUUUACUUAAAAAGUGUGAUGAAGGACUAAAAUAACUGAGAAAAAUUCAAUCACAAUAUAUGACUAGUAAAUAAAGUAUAGAGUCAGGCAUUGUACAUCUACUACCUUCAAAAUCAUUCUUGUGAAUGAAAGAGUGCGUGAAGUUACGUUGAAAUUAACAGUUACAAAUAUUCAUACUUUUGGUAGAUGCAUAGAGGCUUCGAAGGAUGAAAACAAGUUUUAUGCUUUUAAAAACUGAAAUAGUGGCUGCAAACGUAUGAAUGAAACCAAACAUCUGUGGUUUGGUAGUAUAAUUAAAACUAAAUUACAAUCGAGAUAAGGGCAUUGCUUUUGUUGUAGCCUUAAUUACUUAAUAUUUUAGUAAAAACUGCCCUUGUGCUUUUUAGUAAGAAGUCAUUAAUAGCCCAAAGGAUCUUGCUUACACAUGUGCAAAUGUGUUUACAAAUUUAAAAUCGAUAUGUGUAGAGCGCACUGAUUAUAUGAUGAAGCGCGGUGAAUAAAUUUUUAACAUCAAUUUAAUCACCUGUUUAGUGAACUGAUAAUUAUAUAUAUGUAACACAUAAAUAACACCAAUAAUCAAAAGUUUCGCAAACUCUUGUGAACAAAAUAAGCAAAAAUAGUGCAAGACUUGGAGGCAUCUUCGGCUCAAAUUUACUUAAAAUCGACACUUGUGUUCGAUAUCAGAAUAUUAAUAAAACUAAAACGUUGAAAAGGUGCGUUGUAAUUCGUGUAUCCAACUAAAGUGAGCAUCACCAUUUCACUGUACAUUCGGCCGCCUUAUUCGCCACUGCACGCUCAUCACGCACGCACAGCGAAUAGGCUUCGUAGCUGUUCUUUAAUGGUUUCUGAGGAUAAUUGGAACAGCGACACAAUGUCCGAUACGGACAUGCAUGACUCCAAGGCAGACGUGUGUGGUGGUGCCUCCAGCAGCAGUGGCAGCUCUAUCUCUCCCCGCACUCCACCCAAUUGUGCACGGUGCCGUAAUCAUGGACUCAAAAUCACACUAAAAGGACACAAACGGUAUUGCAAAUUCCGUUAUUGCAAUUGUGAAAAGUGUCGCUUAACCGCUGAUCGACAACGCGUCAUGGCGCUGCAGACAGCAUUGAGGCGGGCACAGGCGCAGGAUGAACAAAGGGUUCUGCAGAUACACGAGGUACCGCCAGUAGUACACGGGCCAACGGCAUUACUUAAUCAUCAUCACUUGCAUCAUCAUCACCACUUAAAUCAGAAUCAUCAUGCGAGCGCUGCGGCUGCAGCAGCUGCUGCUGCGGCACAUCAUCAUAUAUCGACAGCGAUCCGUUCACCGCCACAUGCCGAGCUGGGCGGCGGAAGUGUUGGCAGCGGUGGUGGUGGUGGCGGUAUAGCCGGUGGAAUUGGUUCUGCCAUCACCUCUGUACCUGGAUCAGCACCACCAACCGAGCAUCACAUGUCCACAGUGCCCACUCCAGCACAAUCGCUAGAAGGUUCUAGUGACACAUCAUCGCCAUCGCCAUCCUCCACUUCGGGAGCGGUAUUGCCCAUAUCGGUAGUUGGCCGCAAACCAUCUCUACAUCCCAAUGGAGUAAAUAUUCCUUUAGCUCAAGAUGUGUUUUUAGAGCAUUGCCAAAAACUAUUGGAGAAAUUUCGAUAUCCAUGGGAGAUGAUGCCAUUAAUGUAUGUGAUAUUAAAAGAUGCUGGAGCAGAUAUUGAAGAGGCUUCAAGACGUAUUGAGGAAGGCCAACAUGUCGUAAACGAAUACUCCCGUCAACACAAUCUGAAUAUAUAUGACGGGGGUGAGCUGCGCAGUACGACAAGGCAAUGCGGAUGAUAAUAUUUAACGUAAUUGCAUUACGCAACAAAUUAUGCUUUCAAUAAAGUUAAAUUAAUGUAAUUUUAAAAUUUGAUAAGUACAUAAUUUCAAUCGAAUGAAAAUUAAUAUAGCAAAUAUAGUUGCAAACUAUCUCUUAAACCAAAAUCGCGAAAACAUUCAUAAGAUCACAUCAAACGUUGGAACCCUUUUCCGUUUAGCAAUGUUACAAACCCUUAAUUUCUGCUUUUAAACAUGCAGAUCUAUUGCCAAUUUUUAUUGUUUUAUGUGUUUUACGGUUGUGUGAAAGAAAUCAUUUAAUGAAACUACAAUCAACUUACCAUUGGAUCGAUCGACCGCUUCAAUCAACAUAUAAAAUAGCAAUCUUCAAUCAACUAUCCAAUCCGGCACAUCUUCAGUUUCUUCAGCAACCCAUCCAUAUCACUAUGGGCCGCCAAAUACGAAGUUUAACAGCUCUACAAUCAACAUUCAAAGGAUAUCCAUCGGCAUUGGAGUUAAAGGCCAAGCAAAAUAUGUAUACAAACAGACACUUACUGCGACAGCAUAUAGAAUAAUGACUAAUCUGUUGAAUUUUUAUAAAUAAAAUGCAAAUACAAUA